Paraglomus occultum is the source of this 969-nucleotide messenger RNA. Lineage: Eukaryota; Fungi; Glomeromycota; Glomeromycetes; Paraglomerales; Paraglomeraceae. The record is from the annotation of a GenBank genome assembly.
AUGUUUGAAGAAUUAGGUCAGAAAGUGUCUCCGUUGACGCUAUUCGAAAGCAAGCGUUGUGUAAACGUAUGUGCGCCUAUGGUAAGAUACAGCAAGCUACCCUUUAGAGAACUAGUGCGAGGGUAUGAUGUCGACCUGUGCUAUACUCCCAUGAUAUUAUCGGCCGAUUUUGCAGCAUCAAAGUAUGCACGUGAUAGUGAACUCACUACAAAUAUAAAAGAUACGCCGCUUGUUAUACAGUUUGCUGCCAAGAACUCGAAAGAACUCUCUGAUGCCGCCGAGUUAGUCGCCAAAUACGUUAGUGGGAUUGACAUAAACUGUGGAUGUCCGCAAAAAUGGGCAAUCAACGAAGGUAUCGGAGCACGUCUGAUGGAAAAGCCCGAGUUUGUUAGGGACAUGGUUAGAGCUGUGAAAUCCAGAGUUGGUACUGAAGUCACUUGUUCGGUUAAGAUACGUGUGCAUGCUGAUUUGAGGCAAGUGACAAAAAAUAAGAGUUUAUUGGAAACCGUCUCAUUUGUCCAACAAGUCGAGUCGACUGGUUUAGAUUUUAUCGCUGUUCAUGGCCGCACACGUCGUCAGCGUUCGAGUGAACCAGUCAAUCUUGAUGCGAUCAAGCUAGUAAAAGAAACUGUCUCUAUUCCCGUUAUCGCCAACGGAGAUGUGUUUAGUGUAGAAGACGCUCAGAGAAUUCAAUCCUAUACAGGUGUGGAUGGAGUAAUGUCAGCAAGAGGAAUAUUAGAAAAUCCUGCAUUGUUUUCUGGACAUAAAAGGACUCCGUGGGCAUGUGUUGAAAAGUUUGUGAGGCUGUCUUUGGAUUAUGGAAACAAUUUCUUUAUAUUUCAUCACCACUUGAUCUAUAUGCUGGAGAAGGUAAUGAGUAAUGCCGAGAGUAAGGCCUUUAAUACUCUCACAAAUACACCUGCAGUGCUCGAUUAUUUGGAAGAGCAUUAUGGACUCAAAUUAUAUUAA